AUGAGGAAGAGCUUGAGUAUGAACAAUAUGUCCGAAUACGAGCCUGCUUGCAAGGACGGCGGCAGUAGAGAUGCACCAAGGGCUGCGGCGGUAGAUGGCAGCAGCACGGGCUACGCAGCCGCCGACGACACCGUGCCCCGGGCCUCUAACCGGAACCGCGAGCGCAGGCGAGGAAAGAUCGGUUCUAACUCGACGGCGAACACGUGGUUGGAGGCAUUGCCGACGGUGGUGUUGAAGAGACCGAGUUCACGGCGGAAAUCACGCCAUUAUCAAUUGGAUGGAGGACGUUACAAAGUAACUGAUAUUUAG
This is a messenger RNA of Striga asiatica, 309 nucleotides long. The record is from the annotation of a GenBank genome assembly. Lineage: Eukaryota; Viridiplantae; Streptophyta; Magnoliopsida; Lamiales; Orobanchaceae.